CAUGUCAAGACAAAAUCAAAACAAAAGUCUGCAAUUGACAAAAGAUACCAAAAAUGACAGCUGAGCAAAAAGCAGAGGAAGCAGUUGAAGAACUGUACCAUUUUAAGGACCACUACCUGGAGAUAAAUGGCAAGGAGAAGGGACAUCAGAAAAAUGAUGAUGUCCAAAAGAAGAUGCAAUCAACCUUAGAAUAUUUAGAAAGUUUAAACGAUGAAAUAUCCAACAGGGCAGUAUAUUUCAUGCUGAAGGGUAAAAUUUUGAAUGUUCUACCUUCACAUGACCCAAAUGCUGAGGAAGCUCUGUCCAAGGCUGUCAAAUUGGAUCCCAAACUUGUUGGUGCUUGGAACCAGCUUGGAGAAUGUUAUUGGAAAAGUGGCAACAUAAAUUCCUCCAUAAACAGUUUUUCUGGAGCCCUUAACCAUUCAAAAAACAAGGUAUCACUGCGCAACUUGUCAAUGGUUCUGCGACAGAUGCCCGGCACACAGGCACAGAGGUUAAAGAUGGUUCAGGAGAGUUUAGACAAGGCUAAAGAGGCAGUACAACUGGACGUCAAUGAUGGAAUAUCUUGGAUGAUUCUGGCCAACGCCCACUUGUCCAUCUUUUUUGCCAGCGGAGUACAGAACCCAGAAUCUCUGACACAAUGUAUGAAAGCUUACAAACAAGCUGAGAAGGAUCCUGUAGCCAAAACAAAUGCUGAUCUUCAUUACAACAGAGCAAUGGCAUAUAAAUACCAGGAAGAGUAUCAGUCAGCAUUGGAAGGCUUUGAUUCUGCAGCAUGGAUGGAUCCUUUAUGGCAGGAACCUGGAAUAAAAGAGCAAGAGCUGAUGUCUUUCCUACGAAAAACUGUAGAGCUAACUCAAACAAAAGGAAAAUUAAAAGGUAAAAAAUUGUCAGCCAUGAUUGAGAAGUUGAAAGAGGCAGAUUUAGGUCCAUACAGUGGGGGAAGUUAUACCAGUCAGAAGGGCAAGGUCAUCACUCUUAACAAAUGUCCAUUUAGUGAGCUUGUCCCUGGUAAGGUUAACCAUGAGAAAGUGGUGCUUGGCAGGGUGGUGUGUUCUGUGUCGUGGGAGGACCCCGUGCCUUUUACAUUUUGUAUGGUAGAUGAAGCAGGAAUAUGUAUAGCUGUAAAUGUGUAUAACAUUGCACAAGGAGCUGGUGUGAAGGUGUGGGAUUCUGUGGCCAUACCAGAACCUUUCCUACAGGAAGUCAAAGUCAACCACAAGGACCUUACGCUGGAUUACACCAGUAUCAGAGUAGAUACACCUGUGGUUUUGGUGGUCAAUGGCCGAAAGCUUGGACUGGACAAACAGGCUCCUACAAUGCUAGUCAACAGAGUUUGUGAUGCCUAAGUGACUAUUAUUAACCAAAAAGACAUUGAAUGUGUGAGAUUGAAUCACUGAAAAAGAACUUGUGUGUGAAAGCUAUUCAUAAAUAUAUUUGGUAUUAAUUUGUAUGGAAGAACAUUUGUGGAAGUUUUUAAAUUUUUAACAUGGAUUCUCAAAGGACUUCCUUCACUGAUCAGAAAUCGUGAACUCAGCAUUUGGUGAUCUGUGCAGAUGAUAUUGUUGAUUGUGAUGUUGAAGGAAUUUGAAGAUAUUCAAAUUCUAUUAGAGUUUGUUUGUGAUUAAUUCUAGAGGAAUAUGUUUAAAUGUACAAGUGUUAGAGAUGUGUGUUUUUAUCAACAAACAUAUUAUUUGGUUAAAAUUAAAAAACAUCAUAUGUUGAACAUUUAUCAUUAUGUUCUCAUUCUGUUCAUAAACAAUUUGUUAUGUGAGUGUUCAGUACCUACUUUUCACUCUUUUUAAAUAGACAUAUCAGAUAUUCUACAUUUAUGUAAAUCAUACUAUUGUCAAGUCUUAUCCUGAUGUGUGACUUGUUUAUCAGAUCAGUGUAUAGGUAGUGUUUGAUAGACUUACACCUGUGGGGAAGACAACUUAUGAAAAAUAGUACACAACAUGUUCACAUAGUAUGGUAAAUAUAACAAACACCAAGUAUUUCUUUAUAGUGUGUUUUAUCUUUGAUGCUUGGUGAGGUCAGCACUUGGGUGGUGUAUGGUAGGGAGACUGUGAGAUUCCUGUAUACUUUAUCUUAAUUGUGAUGGUUGGUGAGGUCAGUACAUGGGUGGUGUAUGGUGGGGAGACUGUGAGAUUCCUGUAUACUGUAUCUUACCUGUGAUGGUUGGUGGGGUCAGUACAUGGGUGGUGUAUGGUAGGGAGACUGUGAGAUUCCUGUAUACUGUAUCUUACCUGUGAUGGUUGGUGGGGUCAGUACAUGGGUGGUGUAUGGUAGGGAGACUGUGAGAUUCCUGUAUACUUUAUCUUAAUUGUGAUGGUUGGUGAGGUCAGUACAUGGGUGGUGUAUGGUAGGGAGACUGUGAGAUUCCUGUAUACUUUAUCUUAAUUGUGAUGGUUGGUGAGGUCAGUACAUGGGUGGUGUAUGGUAGGGAGACUGUGAGAUUCCUGUAUACUGUAUCUUACCUGUGAUGGUUGGUGGGGUCAGUACAUGGGUGGUGUAUGGUAGGGAGACUGUGAGAUUCCUGUAUACUUUAUCUUAAUUGUGAUGGUUGGUGAGGUCAGUACAUGGGUGGUGUAUGGUAGGGAGACUGUGAGAUUCCUGUAUACUUUAUCUUAAUUGUGAUGGUUGGUGGGGUCAGUACAUGGGUGGUGUAUGGUAGGGAGACUGUGAGAUUCCUGUAUACUGUAUCUUACCUGUGAUGGUUGGUGGGGUCAGUACAUGGGUGGUGUAUGGUGGGGAGACUGAGAGAUUCCUGUAUACUGUAUCUUACCUGUGAUGGUUGGUGGGGUCAGUACAUGGGUGGUGUAUGGUAGGGAGACUGUGAGAUUCCUGUAUACUUUAUCUUAAUUGUGAUGGUUGGUGAGGUCAGUACAUGGGUGG
Ylistrum balloti is the source of this 2895-nucleotide messenger RNA. Its product is annotated as tetratricopeptide repeat protein 5-like. Bases 54 to 1349 code for a protein of 431 amino acids. Gene Ontology annotation, molecular function: protein binding. Lineage: Eukaryota; Metazoa; Mollusca; Bivalvia; Pectinida; Pectinidae. The record is from RefSeq and is a predicted model, not a curated record. The transcript has 10 exons.